Nematostella vectensis (starlet sea anemone) is the source of this 2292-nucleotide messenger RNA. RefSeq lists its product as uncharacterized. The coding region runs from base 695 to 1153 and encodes 152 amino acids. The record is from RefSeq and is a predicted model, not a curated record. NCBI's taxonomy places the organism in Eukaryota, Metazoa, Cnidaria, Anthozoa, Actiniaria, Edwardsiidae. The transcript has a single exon.
CAUUCUCCCAUUAACCGUUGCUGACAAGAGAUGGUAAAGCAGGGUAAUGUGAUAAACUGGUCGCUUCUUCCAAAUGCUGCGAAGAAACCAAAAAGAAUGCACUUAGAAGAAGACAAAAAUGACAGGCUGUUUCACUGCCCUGUACAAGACUGCCAUAACGAUGGGUUUGGAACUCAAAGAGGGUGUAGAAAGCACGUCAAGAAAAAGCACCCAUGGUUUUAUUACUUUGAUGAGAAACCCAGCGAAGACAUCGAAGCUUCUCGAAGCCAAAUGGAAAAGAAGAAGGGGCAACGACGUUCAAGUAAUGGCAUCCCAUCGUUUGACAUGUCUUGCACGUUUGCGGAACAAUCCACCGCGUGGCUCAAGGGCAGCGGUGGGGGCUGCAAAAGUGAUCGACAAAGCGCAGCAACUGGUUAGCAAAUGCUUGAACUUUCUGAAAUUUUGCAGCGAGGACAAAGAUCAUCUCACAUUAGAUAUUGUGGACUUUUGCUUGUGUUCGCCUAAUCUACUUUUCAAAUUUGCCGAUUCAAUGCAGAGCAAGUGGCAGUUGGGUCAUGCCGGUUGAAUCGGAUACCUGGACGCCAUUGCAGAACUAGUGACCUACAGGAAAGUAAACGGAGUAUCGGAAGCGGUGCUUAGAGGGCUGUCUACGACGGACACAUACUUGAAAAAGGUGCGUAAGACCGUCUCAAAAAUGAUGCGACUACAGUGGACUAGCGAUUUAGACAGCGGUGUGCUAGAGGCCAAAGGGCACUGGGCAACCAUGGACGAGCUCCUUGGUGUUGUGUCUCGCUACUUGCUCUGCUACGAGGCCGUGCUGAGAACGUGCAAGGACAUGCCCCUCAGGGCGUCUCCGUUUGAUCUGCCGUUUGCCACUAAAUUUCUCGCCGUUCUCGCCAAGACUAACAGAGGUUUUGUCGACCAGAAAAUAUUCAAAACAGCGGGCAAGUACGGCUUCGACUCGCUCCUUCUGACCGACACAAACAUGAGUGUGCUCGAGGGAUACAUAACUUACAUUCGCCCGCUACUCAACCCCAAGUGUGAGUACGUCCUAGUUACGAGAAACAGGGGUCAGCACAACAAGCUCGGUGAGCUGAUGAGCAAACUUGUGUUUGAAGCGACUGGCAAGUAUGUUCACCCCACACGAUACUGACAAAUUGUAGAGACGUCUAGCUGUAAAGUGCUAAAAAGUGCCGAUCAAAGCGCCAUCUCUGAAGAUCAGAAGCACAGCUCGAACGUCGCCAAAGUACACUAUCGCAAGCAGCGUUCACGCGAAGUCGCCACAGGGCGCACGAAUGCUACGAAAAACUACAUGGCCACAUUGGCACCAAGCUGUACAAAGAGGUUCUAACGAGGCUCUCCCACCUUUCAAACUCUUCAGAGGAUCAAGACGACUGCACGAAGUCGUGCUCUUCAACGGACAAAGUUCAAGAAAUCUCCACACCAACAGCAGCGAGAAUAAAGCCUUCAGCCCGCAAACUACCGGCAAAGCAGAAGCGCGAAGACGCUUUUGUGAUUACAGAACUAUGCCCAGCUCGCAGAAAAUCGCUCUUAUUUACGCCCGAAGAGGACAAGUUGCUUAAUCGAGCAAACAGAAAAUAUGGCACCAUGGAUAGCCACUUAGUGGACAGGAAAGGCUAGGUGGGACAUGAUGUAUUUACAGUCAUUCUAAUUUUGGCAUUUACUGAAUUUGGCUGGGAAUACACCGUGUACUCCGGGAAUGGCAGAUACUUCUACUCUUACUACUACUGUUAAUAUUAUCAUUAUUAUUAUAAUGUCAAAUUCAACGUACUUUAGUAAUGCGUUCAUGCAAUACCCGCUAUAUCCGCCUUAUCCGGAGUACACGGUGCAUUCUAAGCAGAGUUGAUGUGUUUUGUUGAUGAAUUCAUGCAAUAACCGCUAUACCCACCAUACCCGGAGUAUCUGGAUUUAUUUUAAACAAACUUUAACGUUGAUUAUGAAUUCAGUCUCGACCUCAUGCUAAAUCUAUUCCAUUCAACAAUUCUAUGACAUUGUUAGUAACUGUAAGUUUCUUACGAUUUAAAAAUCGUUCAACUUUGUUUUGAAUACACCGUGUACUCCGGGAAUGGCGGGUAUAGCAGGCAUUGCAGGAAUUCAUUAUCUCAUUGAUUGUUUGUUCCAUUGAUUGAUCGAUUGAUUGAUUGAGUCGCAACCCCAUGCGUAAUGUAAUCCCUUCAAUAUUGAUCCCAGUUGUACUGUAAGUUGAUUAUGUCUUUAAAACCGUUCAACUUUGUUCUGACUUCACUGGGUUAUCCGGAUUUGGCGGGGACA